This is a messenger RNA of Populus nigra (black poplar), 1241 nucleotides long. RefSeq lists its product as uncharacterized. The record is from RefSeq and is a predicted model, not a curated record. Gene Ontology annotation, biological process: protein import into nucleus. Gene Ontology annotation, cellular component: nuclear envelope; cytosol. Lineage: Eukaryota; Viridiplantae; Streptophyta; Magnoliopsida; Malpighiales; Salicaceae.
CUAGCUGCGGUACUAUUAACGCAAUUCAUUAAGAAACAUUGGCAUGAAGGCGAGGAUUCGCUUGAGCCUCCUGUUGUCGCAACUGAAGGGAAGCAAGUUACACAGAGACUACGUUUACCUUCGUUGGAUGAUUCUCACCGGAAAAUUUGUACCGCAAUUAGUAUGGCUACUGCUUCGAUUUCUGAUGACUAGCCUGAGAAUUGGCCUGAUUUAGUGCCGUUUCUUUUGAAGUUGAUUAACGAUCAAACUCAUAUGAGUGGAGUGGAUGGAGCUCUAAGGUGUUCGGCCCUUCUCUCUGGGGAUCUAGAUGAUACUGUGGUGCCAACACUAGUACCGGUUUUGUUCCCAUGCUUGCAUACAAUUGUAUCGUCACCUCAGGCUUCUCAGCCCUGAUCUGGAAAGCUCUGGGUCUGUUUUUGUUGGGAGUUACAUUUUACAGCUUAUUUUACACCUGCCAUUGCAAAUGGCAACGCAUAUCCGAGACCUGGUUGCUGCUCUUGUUCAACGAAUGCAAUCGGCUCAAAUAGUGGGGUUGAAAAGCUCAUUGCUGCUUAUUUUUGCUAGAUUGGUCCAUAUGAACGCUUCUCAUGUUGAACAAUUCUUUGAUGCGCUGAUAGGUAUACCAGCUGAAGGCUAUGAAAACUCCUUUGUUUAUGUGAUGUCAGAAUGGACUAAACAGCAAGGUAAGUAUGCUUCCUAGUUUCUUUUGUUUCAAUUUACAAAUGUGUUAGGGGUGAUGAUAUCUCCUGGCCACAGCUGUUCAAUUCCUUGAUUCUUUCGUCUCUGUCAUUGUUUGUUAGUGACAACUUUUGUGCUGUUUUAAUCACUUUCUGUUUGAAAUUUUGCCCGUGCAGUACAUGCCCUGGCUAGAUUAUAAUGUUGAAUUUGAUUUGAUAAAUUGAUGGAAUCUUGACUUUUUAGCAGGAUUCAUCGGGUUUAAUUACCAAAUUUCAUAUCGACUAAUAUAGAGAGUACUGAUCCUGAUUGUUUGAAUCUCAAACCAGUAACAUAAGUCCAUUUAAGUUAUUUGUCUGAAUCUCAUCUUUUCCCAAAUUCCACAGUUAAAGGAAAAUCAAGUGCUUGGUGCCAUGAGCUAUUAAUUUCCGUGUUCGUAAGACACUGUUAAAUAUUAUUAUUAUCCAGAAGAAAAAAAGAAAUUGCAGAUUCCUCAUUUCAUAAAACACUCGUUAAGUAUUCUUAUGAUUAAGAAGAAAAACGAAAUUGUAGGAUCCUCAUUUCUU